AUGUCAUCUUUAUUAAUUGAUCGUCUUUUAUUGGUGUCCAUAAAUGUUAAACAUCGGCUUGAAUCUCUUUUAAAUCUAUGCCGUAUAUAUGAACAUCCAUUAUGGAACAAUGAUGAUCAAGAUGAAGAAUUUGACCGAUUUUAUGGACCAGAUCAUUCAGAUAUAGAGGAACUUGAAGAGUCUAUUGUAACUAUUUCGUUAUUAAUUGAAAAUCUUCAACAUGAACAAAAUACAAGUGAAAAUUGUCAACCGUUUCCAAAUUAUCCUCUAUGUAAAAAUGGUUGGACAUUAAAAGAAAUUGAACAACUUGAAAAAGAACAAUCUAUAAAUUUAAAUAUUAUAAAUCAACUAGGUUUGUAUACAUUAAAUCAAUGUUAUGAAGAGCUUGAAGAACAGCAAUGUUUAGCAAAAAAACUGAAUAUUGAACAUUUAAAACCACAUGAUAAUAAUCAUUUGAAUACAACUUCAUUAUCAUCCAUUCCAAAUUCAUGUUUAUCUUGUGAUACAAAUAAAAAUCUUUUUGAUCUUCCAACAGAACUUCUUAUUCAAAUAUUUUCAUUAAUUCCACCAUUUGAACUUAUGACAAAUAUUGCACCAACAUGCCGUUAUUUUGCAAAUCUUGUUUUAAAUCAAGUUAUUUCUCAUUUUGAUCUUUCAAAAAUAUUAUCCGUUUUUGAUGUAACUCAUUUACUUCCAUAUUUAACAUAUCUUCGAUCAAUAACAUUUCUUAAUUGGAAUAAUGAAGUAAGUACUCUUACAUGGGCUAUAUGGUUUGAUAGAAUUGCUCAAACAACUUCUAAACUUCAUACAAUACGUUUUCAAAAUGUUCAUGUUUCUCCAAUAUUAAUUUGUUUUAUUGUUGAAUAUUUUCCUAAUUGUUUACAAACAAUUAUAUUUGAUUACCAACAACAUAAAGGCUAUGAAAAAUUUGAUUUAAUUUUAUCAUUACUCGCUGAUAAAACUAUUCAAUUAAGACGUAUUACAGCUUCAUAUCAAUUAGGAAUAACUAAUUUUGGUAUUUUACAGCUUGUUAAUAAUUUAAAUACAAUAGUAGAAUUAAAUUUACUUUAUAUUGAAGCAAUUAAUGAUGAAACAGUAAAAGUUUUAUGUGAUAAACAUAAUACAUAUUUGGAAAUUCUUAAAAUUGAUGGUGCUCAAUUAACGGAUAAAGCUUUAGAAUAUAUUGAUUAUUGUCGACAGUUAAAAUCAGUGAUGAUUGAAUUUUGUACAAAUAUGUCAGGCUCAAAUUUUCAUAUAUUUCAAAAUUUUAAUAAUCUUAAAGAAUUAUGUUUAUCAAAAUUAACAACAGUUCCACUUGAAUCAUUUCAAUUAUUAUUUAAUGGAAAGCAUAUUUUUAAAAAUUUAAUUCUACUUAAAUUAGGAGAAUGUCAUUUGAUUGAUAAUGAUUGUAUCCGAUCAAUUAUUAAAAUGUGUCCUCGACUGAUUGAUUUUACUUGUUCAUGGGCAUAUUGUCUUACUGAUGAUAGUUUCAAUGAAAUAGUCAUUCGAUGUCAUCAUCUUCGACGUUUAUCAUUAGUUGGGUGUCAUCAAAUAUAUGGUCAUAUAUUAAAUGACGUACCAGAAAAAUAUUUUCAUGAUAUAGAAUAUCUUAAUUUUGAACAAUGUAAUCAGAUUGAAGAUGAUAUUUUAGUCAAAUUAUAUAAACGAAAAAAAUCACUAUCGAUUGUUAAUUAUUACGGAACAUCUGUUGAUGAUGAUGAUGAUGAAGGAAACUUUUAA
Molecule: messenger RNA, 1740 nt
Organism: Rotaria sp. Silwood2
Lineage: Eukaryota; Metazoa; Rotifera; Eurotatoria; Philodinida; Philodinidae
Source: the annotation of a GenBank genome assembly